This is a messenger RNA of Aspergillus homomorphus CBS 101889, 833 nucleotides long. RefSeq lists its product as uncharacterized. The coding region runs from base 263 to 601 and encodes 112 amino acids. Lineage: Eukaryota; Fungi; Ascomycota; Eurotiomycetes; Eurotiales; Aspergillaceae. The record is from RefSeq and is a predicted model, not a curated record. The transcript has a single exon.
UUCAUACUUCAUACUCCAUACUUAUACUUAAUUGAGGACAUACCUACUCAACAAGCUACCUACCUCCUCUCUAUCUUAUUCAAUAAGCAUCCAGCUAUCUAUCUGACACAUCACAUCGUUGACAACUACGGAGUACCCUGCACAUAUACAUACACAAGCAUACCUCCUACAACCACAUACCCACUGAACAACAUCAAACACAACCACCACCACGAUAUACCAACCACACCAAAACCCAAGACCAAACAAGAUAAAGACGAAAAUGCCCUCCCUAACCCCCACGCUCUCCACCACCUCAACCACAAAAACCUACCGCGACGACUCCGCCUCAGAAACAUCCAGCCUCGCCUCCUCGACCUCCACCCUCCGCUCCCUCACGACCAAGUACCUAAGCAAGACGAAAGACCUGGGCACCACAUCCCCUACCUCGCCUAAAGAAACCGGCACGAAGACCAAGACCAAGACCAAGAGAGAGAUGAAGACUACGCCUUCGAAAAAGAGCAAGCAUACCACUAUGACGGCCUCUAGAGGAUCGGGGUCGUCGGGCGCAGGGAAGAAGGUCGAUUAUGAGGUUUUGGGGACGUAUCUUUCCCUACGGUGAUCAUUUUACAAUUGUGGUUUGGGGUGAGGAGGGUUUAGAAGGGGGAAAAGAUAUAAUGGUAUAAUUGGGAGGAAGGAAUUGAAGAUAAUGAUGAAGAUGGGGGAAAAAAAGGUCUCGGGGUAAUGAUUAUGAUAUAUGCCUUGCUUUUCCCAUUGGGAUGGAUUUGUUUGUUUUUGUUGACUGUCUUGGAUAAUUGAUUGAUUGAUUGAGGGAAGUGAGUGAUCCACUGGAG